Danio rerio (zebrafish) is the source of this 2044-nucleotide messenger RNA. RefSeq names its product protocadherin 1 gamma 2 (gene pcdh1g2). Lineage: Eukaryota; Metazoa; Chordata; Actinopteri; Cypriniformes; Danionidae. Gene Ontology annotation, biological process: anatomical structure morphogenesis; cell adhesion; homophilic cell-cell adhesion. Gene Ontology annotation, molecular function: calcium ion binding. The record is from RefSeq and is marked validated. Gene Ontology annotation, cellular component: plasma membrane; membrane.
UGGAUAUACAAGAUAUUAACGAUAAUUCUCCGAAAGCUUUAGACAGAGAGAAACAAUCCACAUCCAUGGAUGAGAAUGACAACCCUUACAUAAACGAAAAUAAUCAAGCAGGGACUUCGUUAUUUUCUCCCAAAGUAUGUGGAGUGAAUUUAACGUUCCAAAAGCCACCUAAUACUGACUGGCGAUUUCCCCCAAACCAGAGGCCUGGACCCAGCGGGGCUGGAGCACGUCCUGAAGAGGCAGGUGCCGGUGCUGGUGUGAUAGCAGGAACAGGACCAUGGCCCAACCCCCCUACUGAGGCUGAACAGCUCCAGGCUAUGAUGGCAGCAGCAAACGCAAGUGAAGCCACUGCGACUCUUGGCCCUCGCUACAAUCUACAGUAUGGCCCGGAUUACCGUCAGAACGUCUACAUCCCAGGCAGCACUGCCACCCUUACAGCCAACCCUCAGCAACAGGUUCUCCAGCAGGCCCUUCCUCCACCACAGGCCCUUCCACCUACCGAAGUCCCCAAAGCGGCUCAAACACCAGCCAGUAAGAAGAAACCCACAAAGAAAGACAAGAAGUAAGACCUGUGGAAGAGCUGAAGAAACAUGUUGCCGGGAAUCUAAACAUCUAUCCUCUCAAACCAUGUUGGGUUUGGAUGAAGAUUUAAAAAGAAAAAAGUGAAUAGUAUUACUUGUUUUAGCGUUAACAUGAGACAAUAAGCAACCAAACAAGAGGAAAUGUGUUCAGAUUCCCGAAGCCCUUUCUCUGACAGAUAUCUCUGUCUUGUAAAUAGCAUACUAAAACAAGAAGAAACACAUUUCUUCUUUUUAUUUUUUCCCUCAAAUGUCACGUUUUAGGCUUUUUGUGUUCUUUUCAAAGCAAAGUAGAUGCUUAUUGUGGAUACAAAAUGAAACGCUGUUAGGCUUUUUAACAUGAUGUGCCACAACUCUCACCUUAACUGAAGAAAGGAGUAUUUAGCUGAACUAUGCAUUGCAAAGGAGAUACAAAAGGUGAACGUAUAUAUAAAGUGUUUUCCAGGUGAGAUAAUACAUGUAUAUUUGCGUAAAAAAAUCUGACGGUGAGACACUGGAUUGUCGGCAUGGUGUUUAAAAAUAGAUUCAGUCUUCUCAUUAACUUCUUAAUAGCCAGUUAAGCAGAGCUGAAUGUUAGGUUAAUGACGUUUGACUAUUCUUUGUUAUUAUUUCCUGUUGGCGUGCUAAAGAAUCCUCUGGAAAUGAAGUAAUGUAAACAGUGUUUUUUUGAUGCUGAGAAAAGAUAAUCACAGCCUUUGUAAGGUCAAUGAUUUGGGUCAAAGGAAGAAGAUCUAAAGAAGGAAACAGCAGAAAUGUGCUUGAAUGGAUCUUAGAUGGAAGGAUUUCAUGUCUGUUCAUCUGCACCUACCACCACUAUCGUGUAUAUAAAAUGUGUAACCUGUCUGUACAAACAUUAGAGCCACAAGGGCUGGCUGUUACAGGAAUGUUUCAGUAUUUUUUACAAAAAAAAAAACAACAAAAAAAGACACAAGAAAAAAAAAAGAUCCAGUGUAGUGUUUUAGGAAUAAAAGCUUCAAGUCCAUUGACUAACCAAACUGUACAUACUACGAAACUUCUGAUGACACGCAAUCGUAGCUUAAGGCUUGUGGAGUAUGUGCAUAUUUUUGUGUUUUCCCCCUCUUGAUUACACUUUACUUUCCUCUUCUCCAAUCACCUAAACCUUUGAAAGAUAACAGACAAUACUUAUACUGUCUUUGCUAUAGAGUAACACCCUUUCCCAUCUUACUGUACUUUUCUGUGCUUGUAAUUCCAAUCAGUCCUUAAUGAUACUGGAAUGCCACUCCUGUCUGUUUGACUUUGAAUAUCUAUCUAUCUAUCUAUAUAUAUAAAUGUCUGUCUGCUGCUUGGCUACUUUUUCUGUAUUUGACUGUGAUUCCUUUAAAGAAACGCUUAGCACCUCAUGUUACUCUUUUUAUUUUAUAAUCUACUAUUUAUAUCGCUGUUUGAUUUAUGUUUUACUUUAUUAUUGGAACACUUACAUUUGAAAUAAAAUUUUGUCAGAACUC